UAUACAAAAAAAAAUAGUUUCCAUCGCAUCGAUCAUCGAUGUCGUUUUCGACUAUUUGAUUCAGGGAAAAUGGCAUCCACUUUAUUGAAAAAGGCUAUUUUGUCUAAUCCAAAUUCUCUUCGUAAAUCUGUAGGCAUAUUUUGCAAUGCUUCGCGAAACCAUUGGAACUAUCAAUACAAACCUGGUCCAUACCCAAGAACCCCGGAAGAACGCGCUGCAGCGGCGAAGAAAUAUGGAAUGACACCUGAAGAGUAUCAGCCCCAUCCAGAGUAUAUGGGUUAUGGAGACUACCCGAAGUUGCCUGAUAUUGGCGCUGACUCCAAGGAUCCACAUUACCCCUACGAUAUGCCUGAGCUUAAAAGGAAUUUCAAUGAGCCCAUGCAUGCUAGGUCUGAGAUCAUUGGUGAAGACCGCUGUGAUAUUAGCAUGAGACCAAGAUUCCCAUUAUGGUACCAGUGGACAUGGUUCUUGGGAGUUAUUGGAGGGUCAUUCGCCUUGUUCUUUUAUUUAGAGGACUUCAAAAUGGGUAGGCCUGUAUUGUACAAACAGUUCCCACGAGAUGCUCCUCACUACCUUUUUGAGCCGAGGGAGGAGCAUUAACUUAUUUUAAUUUUGUGCUUUAGCAAUUGUAAAUUAAAAAUUAGUUCAAUAAAAUGUUUAUUUAAA
This is a messenger RNA of Pectinophora gossypiella (pink bollworm), 666 nucleotides long. RefSeq names its product NADH dehydrogenase [ubiquinone] 1 beta subcomplex subunit 8, mitochondrial (gene ND-ASHI). The transcript is spliced from 3 exons. The coding region runs from base 70 to 600 and encodes 176 amino acids. The record is from RefSeq and is a predicted model, not a curated record. Gene Ontology annotation, cellular component: mitochondrion. NCBI's taxonomy places the organism in Eukaryota, Metazoa, Arthropoda, Insecta, Lepidoptera, Gelechiidae.